ACUUUGGAACAACAAUAAGAGGGAAUGAACUAACAAAAUUAUCAUGUCCCUAAGGGUUCAUCUCUUAUUCAAUCUACCCCAAUAUCCCAUAACAGGGAUUUCAAUUGUCUUGAUUUUUGUUGGGGUAUGUAGCGUUGCAGCCUCUGUCUUUGGGUUCAUUGAAGUAAUAUGGGGCAGUUACAUUGCUGCAGGUGCAUGGGGUGGCGGCAUGGCUGUUGUAACAGGUCUAUAUGGAGCAGGAGCGGCAUACAGCAAAGGUGUGCAUACUGUUAUGUCUUUCACGAUUGUGGCAUUCUUCUGUUGUUUGGUGUCUGUAGGUCAGGGUGUAAUGUCAGCAGCUGGUCUGGAUUUCAGUAGUGGGUUUUAUUCCAAUGGCGAUUUGUAUAAAGAUAUUAAUGAAGGAAUGACUAAGUUGAUUCAUGCCAUUCUCUCGGGAACAGCAGGAUUGCAAUUCGUUCUCGCUUUGAUUUUAGCUAUUAUUUGUACUAGGCACAUAUGCAUUGGUCGGAAACGAGAAAAAGCUAAUCAGAAAAAUUUGCUGUAUGGAUCUAGCCCUUUCCAGCGUGGUAAUGAAAGAGCAAGCUCCUCCAGUCAAGCUCCAUUAGUUUCUGGUUCAGGGAGAAAAAAAGCAAAGAACAAAAGACAAAAGAGCAAUUCAAGAGAACAUCAUGUAUCCAAUCAAAAUCAUACUCCAACAACAUGCACACAUCAUCAAACAUUUACAGAUUCUGAACAAAAAGUAAGAGGACGCAGGUUUGGAAAUAUGCCUGUAGCAGGUGCUAAUGUUGUUGAAGCACAAAAUUUUAGUAGAAAUAACAGUAGAAAUUCAUCAGUUCGUGGCCACAGAGGAAUUGCAAAUGCUAAUGAAUCUAUAAGAUCAUCAAGGAGGAGACAACGACCACCCUUACCACUACAGGGUUCCCGUUAUGAUCAUGAAACACAAGGAUUACUGACACAAGUUCAGAAUAAGUUGGCUCUGGAAUCUGGUGACACAAGUUUUAUUGAUGACCCUGUUCCAGAAGUAAUGAUUGUCCCAAGAGCAUCUGUUUCUGAAUUUGACUUAUUGGAGGAUGUAGUGAUAAAUGAUAACAGAAGAUCAUGUGACCCUUCUCCAAAUUUCAUCCCAAUCACAGAUACCCAUAAUCAGCCAGUGUCUAUUGAAGAUGAUGAUGAGUUACCUCCAUAUGAAGAAACUGUGAUGAAUACUGUAGAAAGGACACAUAUUUCUGAGUCAUCAUUGAGAAGUAACACAGAGGAAGAAAUCAAUGAUCUUGAUAACUUUGACAGACAUAGCGAUUCACUGACUUUUAAUUCUGAUUUACAUUCAUCUUCAACAUUUAGAUCUGAGGAAAUGCAGUCAAACAAGGGGAGCAUUAGGCCUGUUUCUUAUUUUGAUGAGCCACAAAACCCAAUGCAAAGGGAGAGAAGUUACACACUGGGAACUGUACCAUUACCACAAACCCAUUUGCUUGAUCCACUGAGAGAAAAAUUCAUGCAGGAUUACUUCUUUACAGAGCAAGAUCCCCAAGGGGUAUCUUACUGUGAAUUUUCGCGUGAAGGAGAUAAAAUUAUUGAGCAAAUGAUACCAAAGCAUAAUGAUGACUCUAAGUACAGUGUAGAAAGAGCUUUGCAAAGAGAAAAUUCAUUAAAAAAUACAAGAAAACCUAGUGAAGCUCCUGAAUCUAAAAGUAAUGAUUUCUGUUAUCCAAAACCAUUUUUCCCAGGAGAAAUUGAUCCCCGUCGGCUCUCCAAAGCUUCAACUGUUUCUUUGCCUGCUGGAUUUGCCCCUCCAAAACCACCAAGAAUAUUUACUGUAGAAAUGAGUUCUUUACAAUCUCCAUUGAAUGAAAGUCAAGAACUAGCAAAACCUGCUGAAAGAAAACCAGUACAACCAUUGAAAAUUGACUUGAGUCAAGUUGUACUUAGAAGGAAAAAAUCAAGUUCACACCCUCCUUUUAAUGGAGCUUCAAAUACACAGUCUGUUUCACCUGGGGUAUCAAUGGAAGCAGUGGAAUCAAGAAAAACAGGAUCAGAAUACAACAAGGAUACAGUUACUCCACUUUCUAUUAAAACAUCUCAUGACCCAUUUUCUUCAUUUUCCCAAACAAAACCAUAUGCCCAGUCAUCUCCAAAGCUGAAAAAUUCUGAGCAAUUAUCUCUGCCGGCAAUGUUGCCUGGUUUAUCACCAGUUUCAAACACCAAUGUCCAAGAAAAGGAAAAGUCUGAGAAUUCAGAAAAAGACGGUAGUUUCUUUAAUGAAGACAGAAAGGGUAUUAAGUCAAUAGAGAAGAAUAGGAAGAAACUAGAUGUGAAGAGAAAGGAUCCUCAUCCUUUAUCUCUCUUGCCAUACCUUACCAGAUCAGUGUCGGAGUUCACUAAUGGCAAUAGUAUUCAAGGUAUGGACAGAUCAGGAAAUUUGAAACAAAGAGAACAACAUGGCUCAGUUCAACCUUAUCAAGACGAUUCAGAUGAGGAUCUGAAGAAAUUUCUUGGAAUACAGUCUAAUGACACAAACAGUCGUUCUGGUGAAAUCAUCUUAAAUAAAAUGGGCUUAAAGCCAUGCAAUGUCAAAAGUCUAGAAACUGAAAAAGUAAACAAAAACAAUAACUCAAGCUUAUCAUCUGAUAAAGCUGAACCAAAUCCAAGUGUCUUAAAAGUUAAAUCCAUGCCAUAUAUCCAUGAAUCUGUAUCUGUACCAGUUUCUAGUCAAGACAGCAAUGCAGCCAGGGAAUCGAGAACCCAGUCUCAAGUGGAAUCUUCUUCAACACCAGAGAGCACUGUCAAUGAAAAUGAGGGUGGUCUAAAUCAUGAUCAGCCAUCCCAGUCCUCUACUUCAAGACAAAAACCUAUUUAUAGCAUUCUGCUAUGA
This is a messenger RNA of Saccostrea echinata, 2869 nucleotides long. RefSeq names its product immunoglobulin A1 protease-like. The coding region runs from base 44 to 2869 and encodes 941 amino acids. The transcript has a single exon. The record is from RefSeq and is a predicted model, not a curated record. NCBI's taxonomy places the organism in Eukaryota, Metazoa, Mollusca, Bivalvia, Ostreida, Ostreidae.